Messenger RNA from Cylicocyclus nassatus, 628 nucleotides. NCBI's taxonomy places the organism in Eukaryota, Metazoa, Nematoda, Chromadorea, Rhabditida, Strongylidae. The record is from the annotation of a GenBank genome assembly.
CGCGGAGAUUCACAAUUUUUAUGCUGGUGUUUAUCACAUGUCCAACACUGUCAUACUGGGCGGUUUUUCAAAUAGAAACAUGCGACUUCUUUUAUGACCACGAUUUGCGUAUCUGGAGGUUUGGUGGGCAUACUUGUAGUGUAAUCUUAUCGAUAUACAUUGAUAUGAUUUAUAAUAUCAGCCUCUUUGUACUCAUAGCUUUUUUCGAUUUGGUUACUCUUCUCAAACUGCAAACGAUAAGAAAGAAUACAUCAAGCAGUAAAUUUUGUGCAGCUCCCGCAGCAGAGGAGAUGAAGCAUAAAAAGGAAGUAAAGCUUUUUGCACAGGCCUUCUUAAUUUCAAUUGUAAAUUCUGUUAUGUGUAUUUGUUUCAAUUGGAUUUCUGCGUACAUACCCAAAGGAUUCUGUUUGUUCCUAUGCACCACUUAUGCAUGGGAAUUAUCCCAUGUUUUAGUGGGGUUUAUUCUCAUCUGGUUCAAUCCUGAGAUACGACGGCAUCUUGUGGGUGUGCAGCAUUUUUUAAACUACUUAACAAACCCAACCAGUACUAUAGAUAUAUUACAUAUGUCGAACCACGCACCAUCAAGAAACUAAAAAAGUGUCCAAGCACGUCGAGAAGCAGACUCGUA